Messenger RNA from Papaver somniferum (opium poppy), 1962 nucleotides. RefSeq names its product calcium/calmodulin-regulated receptor-like kinase 1. Lineage: Eukaryota; Viridiplantae; Streptophyta; Magnoliopsida; Ranunculales; Papaveraceae. The record is from RefSeq and is a predicted model, not a curated record. The transcript has 8 exons. Gene Ontology annotation, biological process: protein phosphorylation. Gene Ontology annotation, molecular function: ATP binding; protein kinase activity. The coding region runs from base 322 to 1698 and encodes 458 amino acids.
UAAAUAAUUUAAUUUUCUAGUUUAAAAUAAAUUACUAAUUUCCGGCAAGGAAGAAGAGUAUGCAGGCUCUAAUCAGUUUCUGUCUAGUCUACAGGUGAGAAGAGAAGAAGAGUCUGACUGACACUCCGCCAUUUCUGUCUCCGUUUUAUUCAGAUAAUAAACAAUUUCUUCGACUUUUUCUUCAAAAAUUCGAGAUUAUUAUACUUCAACAGGUUAUUAUAAUUUCAGUCUACAAAUCUGUAACUGUUCCUCAUUUAACAGGUUAAUGAAUGGCUGGCUCAAGUGUUUGAAUAGCUGAAAGUCCAAUCUGAAAUCAAGGAUAUGCAAGGAGUUUCAGUGGGGCUUAUAAUUGGGGUUUCAGUUGGGGUGGUUAUUGGAGCUUUUUUGGCAAUAGCUACUCUAUUCUGUGUUAAGUAUAGGAGGAAGCAUUCACAGAUAGGGAAUAGCAGUUCUAGAAGAGGUGUGAAAAUACCAAUUAGAACUAAUGGUGCUGAUUCGUGUACAAUAUUGUCGGAUUCAACAUUGGGUCCAGAAUCACCUAAAACAUCUGACGCCAAUAGCAGAUCAUGUUGGAUUGAAAGUUCUAAUAAGAAGAGUGUUGUUUCCAUGUCUGGAAUACCAAAAUAUCCAUACAAGGAACUGCAGAAAGCAACCUGUAAUUUUACCACCAUGAUUGGUCAUGGGGCCUUUGGUCCUGUUUAUAAAGCUAGAAUGGGAACAGGUGAGACUGUUGCUGUCAAAAUGCUUGCAACUAACUCUAAACAAGGAGAGAAGGAGUUUCAAUCCGAGGUUUCAUUACUUGGAAGAUUGCACCAUAGAAACCUUGUGAAUCUGGUGGGAUAUUGCGCAGAGAAAGGGCAGCAUAUGCUUGUAUACGUGUACAUGAGUAAUGGCAGUCUUGCUUCUCAUUUAUACAGUGAAAAGCAUGAACCUCUGAGCUGGGAUUUGAGGAUUUAUAUUGCUCUAGAUGUAGCAAAGGGUUUGGAGUAUCUUCAUGAUGGGGCCGUUCCACCUGUAGUGCACCGUGAUAUCAAGUCUUCCAACAUACUCUUGGAUAGGUCGAUGAGAGCCAGAGUAGCUGAUUUUGGACUGUCAAGGGAAGAGAUGGUUAAUCCCCAUGCGUCUAACAUUAGGGGAACUUUCGGCUAUCUAGACCCUGAGUACAUUUCGUCGAGGGCAUUCACUAAGAAAAGUGAUGUCUACAGUUUUGGUGUCUUGCUAUUUGAACUUGUUGCAGGCAAAAAUCCACAACAGGGGCUCAUGGAACUCGUCGAUCUUGCAGCAAUGAACUCGGAAGGGAAAGUUGGGUGGGAGGAGAUUGUUGAUUCUCGACUUGAUGGAAAAUUUGACACAGAACAACUGAAUGAAGUAGCAGCCCUUGCAUACAAGUGCGUUAAUCGCUUAUCUAAAAAACGGCCAGCAAUGAGGGAUGUCGUGCAGGCGCUAUGUGGUGCAAUCAAUGUGAAACAGAGUAAGAAUAACGCUCUCGCUCGAGGAAUAUCUAAUACUGAUGACGAAGUUGCUAUUGAAAUGCCGCCAUUAGAUCAAACUGAAACAAACCUUGCAAUCACUGAACUUAGGAGACAGGAAUCUCAAAACUCAAUCAGCAGUCACAGGAGGCAGGAUUCUCAGACCUCCAUCAGUGAACUUAGGAGGCAAGAAUCUGUGAACAGUUCUGUGGAUCUGCCCGAAGUUUAACUGCAGCAGCACUUCCGUUUUGGCUUCUUUAUUUUUUCAUAUAAACUGAUGUUAGCAAAUUUAGUGUUGAUAAGUUUUCUCAAUAUACAUAGUGAUGAUGAAAAGGGAGUGAUUUAGUAGGGAAAGAAGACAGAUUUUCUGGUGUAGCUUUGAGUUUUUGAAGCUUGUGUAGAGUCGAUCUCAGCUCGAGAUUUGCUCAUCCAAACAAUCCUAACUUCUUCUGUGUAUCAUAAUCCAAGUUUUGUACAUUUUGUUUUGUUUCUA